ACCUUCAACUUUGGUCCGUCACUCAUCACCAGGGCAUAGCGGGGAAGAGAUCAUCUGUUGGCCCGUCGUGUCUCUACCCGAGGCCGGAUGGUAAAAUCCAACCUCCAGCGGAUCCUAAACAGUCAUUGCUUUGCUCGCGAAAAGGAAGGAAAACAACAGCCUCUCACUACCAUGGCGGAUUUGAGUAGCGGUAUUUGUGACAUGAUUGCUAAUCUGUCCAUGCACUGUAGUACCCGCGGCCCAGGGCCUCUGUGGUGCUCCGAUGCCCCUCUCCCACCCCUGAAGAUCCCAGGUGGGCGAGGGAAUGGCACACGGGAUCACGCUCCUGCAGCUCGGUUGCUCCACUCAGACCUGAAGUUGACCGUUAGUGAGGAGCCAGCGGGCAGCGGUCGCCCCGGGAUACUCCACUUCCAAAGUCAUCUCACGGUCAGCAAGGCGGUUCAAUGGGACGCUGUCGUGAGCAGCAGCGCUCUCUUUGUGGAGAUCCCUCUCGAGCCGCUGCCUGAAGGUAGCAAGGAGAGCUUAGCGUCUCUGCUGGAAUACGCUGAAGAACAUCUGAAAGUGGUCGGCGUCUUUGUCUGCUUCUACAAGAACCGGGAUGAUCGCGCCAAGCUGGUGCGUACAUUCAGUUUCCUGGGCUUCGAGAUCGUGAAACCGGGCCACGCCCUCGUCCCGCCUCGACCAGACGUUCUCUUCAUGGCCUACAAUUUCGAUAGGGACUCUUCCGACGAGGAGUAAAACCCAGCCCCUUUCCCGAAACCUUCCACCCCCCCCUUUCGUUCCCCUGUUUUGUGUUUGUUGAUCUCUUGGUUGUGUUCCCCCAUGAGCAUCAAGUUUGGGUAAUAGGGAAGGAGGUUUGACUUUUGGCUUGUUUAGUGUUAGCUGUGCAUAUGUAGCUCUGCUUUGUUUACCCAUUGAGUCGUUCUAUUGUUUGAAUGUACAACACACAAAGGUCUAUUUUAUUUUCUUUCUUUACUUACAUUCUGGUACUGCGGCGACAAAAUGGCUGCCAUGUUUGAAUCUUAUUUUUCAGGGGGACCACUGUGUAGCAUUCACUAACAUCCACUUAUGUUAACAACCCCAUUUAUUGGUACUUAAAUAGCCACACCAUUUUAGUGAAGACAUUUUGAACAUGUAAAUUAGACAAGAAGGGGAAUUAUCCAAAGGGUUUUUUUUUUUUUUUUGCUUCAUUAUCACCUAUAAAUCUCAAUUGUUUUCAUGUUCUGUUUUCUGGGUUGAUUCAUGAGGGAAGAAAAGCUGUGAUGUUGUGAUUGGACUGACUGCAUCUGCAUUCCGUUUUGUUUCAUGAUGUUCAACUGGCAUGUUGUGCUCCUGUACCUAUUGUGCUUCUUAUAAUAAAACAACCCCAAAAUCUA
Hippocampus comes (tiger tail seahorse) is the source of this 1376-nucleotide messenger RNA. RefSeq names its product ornithine decarboxylase antizyme 1b (gene oaz1b). Gene Ontology annotation, biological process: positive regulation of protein catabolic process. Gene Ontology annotation, molecular function: ornithine decarboxylase inhibitor activity. The record is from RefSeq and is a predicted model, not a curated record. Lineage: Eukaryota; Metazoa; Chordata; Actinopteri; Syngnathiformes; Syngnathidae. Gene Ontology annotation, cellular component: nucleus; cytoplasm.